This is a messenger RNA of Penicillium bovifimosum, 1899 nucleotides long. RefSeq names its product sugar porter family MFS transporter. The transcript has 5 exons. The record is from RefSeq and is a predicted model, not a curated record. Gene Ontology annotation, cellular component: membrane. Gene Ontology annotation, biological process: transmembrane transport. Lineage: Eukaryota; Fungi; Ascomycota; Eurotiomycetes; Eurotiales; Aspergillaceae. The coding region runs from base 1 to 1899 and encodes 632 amino acids. Gene Ontology annotation, molecular function: myo-inositol:proton symporter activity.
AUGAGGGAGAAAGAAUCCACGGAAAAGGUCGAGCAGGAUGACGGCGCGCUUCCAACCGCUGUUCAUAAGGAAGUUAAGACAGACAUUGAGGACCAUUCUCGUGGCAAGCUCAGUGCCGUCUUUGAGAACCCUCUCGCGGGGAUUCCUCGUCAGCAACUCUUUAAAGAUGUUGAAGCUUUCUGCAGCAAACAUGAUUUAAUGGAGCACGUCGAGACCUUUAAAAAAGGUGCUCUCAUUUCGCAAAACCCGGCUUCGGCAACCAGCCUCCCAGAGUUGUCGGGUGACGAGAAAGAGGCGCUUGAGCGUGAACACACGCACAAAUGGUCCCAGCCAUGGCAGCUAUAUUUCUUAGCAUCAAUGUGCUCUGUCGCUGCGGCUGUUCAGGGUAUGGAUGAAACUGUCAAUAACGGUGCCCAGGCUAUCUACUUUGCUGAAGAUCAACUUAACAUUACAUCCAAAAAUAUUCAAGGUCUCGUUGUUGGUGCCCCAUACUUGGCUUGCGCGAUUAUUGGCUGCUGGCUCACUGAGCCUUUGAACCGUCUCUGUGCUCGCCGUGGUACUAUCUUCAUCUCAUGCCUGAUUGCAGCUGUUGCCUCCGUAUGGGAAGGUGUUGCGAAUACCUGGGUCAACCUUUUCAUCGCGCGCUUUGUCCUUGGCCUUGGCAUUGGCGCAAAAUCUAGCACAGUCUCUGUAUACGUUGCGGAGUGCUCCCCCGCUCCAAUCCGCGGUGCUCUAGUCAUGAUGUGGCAGAUGUGGACGGCAUUUGGUAUCAUGCUCGGCAACAUAAUGGGUGUGGCUUUCAUGAGCCUAGACCGCGACCUCAGCUGGCGUCUCAUGCUAGGAUCCACCGUCGUACUACCCCUUGUGGUCUGCGCUCAAGUCUACUUCUGCCCUGAAUCUCCAAGGUGGCUGAUCCAGCACGGCAAGGUCAAACAGGCCUAUACCAACUUCCGCCUCCUACGUCCCACGGACAUCCAAGCUGCAAGGGAUCUGUAUUAUGCACAUGUGGGCGUGGAGCUUGAACGAAAGGUCAAUAAGGGCAAGAACUUCUUUACAAUGUUCCUCGAGCUCUUUACCGUCCCCCGCAAUCGACGUGCCACACUCGCCAGUUGGAUCGUGAUGUUCAUGCAGCAAUUCUGUGGAGUCAAUGUCAUCGCGUACUACUCUACCUCCGUCUUCACCGAAGCCAGCUACAGCCUGACCAGUGCGCUACUGGCAUCCAUGGGCACCGGUAUUCUGAACUGGGUCUUUGCCCUCCCAGCUUUCUUCACAAUCGAUACCUGGGGUCGUCGGAACCUGCUACUGUUCACUUUCCCCUUCCUCGCGAUCACUUUGCUCUGGACUGGCUUUUCCUUCUGGAUCGAAGAAGGUAAUGAGACCAGCAUAAAAAGGGUUGCAAUGGUUACGACGGGCAUGUACCUGUUCGAGAUAUUCUACUCUCCUGGAGAAGGACCCGUCCCAUUUGCGUACUCUGCCGAAUGUUUCCCACUCCAAGUCCGUGAUGUUGGCAUGUCGUGGGCUACGGCAACUACUUGGUGCUUCAACUUCAUUUUAUCUUUUACUUGGCCUUCCCUGGUCGAGUCUUUUAAACCACAAGGUGCUUUCGCUUGGUAUGCGGCUUGGUGUGUCAUCGGCUGGUUCUUGGUGCUGUUGUUCGUACCUGAAACUAAGUCUCUUACUUUGGAGGAGCUGGAUCAGAUAUUUUCCGUCUCGACCCGCAAGCAUGCCUCAUACCAGAUUAAAAAUGCUGCGUGGCACUUCCGCGUCUGGGUACUCCGUCAGAAGCUGGAGCCGCUGCCAGAGUUCUAUCAGGGCGUCGAGCGACUUGCGGAAGUAGGCAAUGCAGCUUUUACCACAGCGGGGAAAGGAGAAAAGGUACAUGAUAAGGCCAGUGACUGA